AUGGGGCAUCUGAAGGUUCCAUCUCAUCCUGAAGUAUUUCGUCAAAAUAUGCGUGUUAUGGUAUUUAUGUUAUAUGUUUUUGGUAAUUUAUCGUGGGGAUCGUGUCUUGCUUAUUGUUCAUCAAGAGUUUUAGUUUUGCGGCUAAUAGGGGAUCCACCAAUGUUGGAAGGGAUAACUGAAACAGGAAAGUGUACUCCUUGGGAUGUUUAA
Messenger RNA from Thelazia callipaeda (thelaziosis nematode), 210 nucleotides. NCBI's taxonomy places the organism in Eukaryota, Metazoa, Nematoda, Chromadorea, Rhabditida, Thelaziidae. The record is from the annotation of a GenBank genome assembly.